AUACAUCAUUUAACAAUUUGAAAAAAAUCCUUGUGUGUAACUACUAGUAUCAAUUAUUAAAAAAAUUUAAGAACCAUUCCUAUAUGUUUGCAACCAUGGCUGUAAAGAUGCUGUACCGAGGACCAAGUACAAGACUUGAAAACUUAAUAGAAAAAAUUCAGGCGACAAAGGAGAUUGAAACUACGGAUAUGUACUCAACACAUACCUCUUCAAAUUACUCACCAUCAGUGUCAGACGGCACCUUAACGCCAAAUUCAUUACAACAGCAAGAACAUGGCAUGCCAUAUCCUUCACAUAUCCAAGCCUCGAAAUAUUAUCAGCAACAACAUAAUGAGGGAGAUGCGAAGCAAAGUCAAAUUUUAAAGAACACAGUGCAUGGUAGCAAAGUUGGAAGUAUUGAAGAUAACGAGGAGGCUGCUAAUGGAGAUGUUAAAACAUCAGGAAGAAAUUCAGCAGAGCGGAUACAAUCAGAGAAGCUAGAAGGCAAUGCCAAUUUGGAGUUGCAACACAAGCGACACACCCGCCUUCAUCGCCAACACGUUUACCUCCAUGCAGAGUAUCACAGCUCUAAGAUAGUUACAAAACUGCGAAAAAUUGAAAGAGUCGCUGCAAAGUUUGACAAGUUGACAAGCGAUGGCAUUAAGGGCACCAACGUUGAUGGCUCUUAUCAGUGUCAGUUCUGUGAUAAAUCAUUUCCUCGACUUGGUUAUUUAAAAAAACACGAGCAGAGUCAUGCCGAGCAUUUGCCGUUUAAAUGUGAUUAUUGUGCUAGACUCUUUAAACACAAAAGAUCAAGAGAUCGCCAUACAAAGCUGCAUACUGGAGAUCGCCGUUACCGCUGCCCACACUGCGAGGCGGCGUUUUCCCGAAGCGAUCAUCUCAAAAUUCACAUGAAAACACACGACAAUCAGAAACCAUUUCAAUGUACAAUAUGCAAUCGUGGAUACAACACCGCCGCUGCGUUGACAUCACAUAUGCAAAAUCAUAAAAAACAAGCAGCUAUUUUAGCGGCAGGGGGUAAUCCUCAAGAACUCAAUUACAGUCCACGUUCAAGCGGAUCCAUUUCCAGUAGCGGAAGUUUCCAUAAGAGGCGCUAUGCCACGACAAUGGUUCACACUGAUAGUAAACCAAACCGUUUGGAUUAUCCAAAACGACCGCGAACUGUGAGCCUUUUGGCAUGUAAUUAUUGCUCCAAGUCCGAGUUUAACUCCAUCGAGCAACUCAAUGUGCAUAUUCACACUAAACAUGAUAAAGAGGUAUUUUCCCCGCAGAACACUAAGUUACCAUCCGCUCCUGACACCCCCUCAUCUGAACCAAAUUCAUUCCAGUUGAGGUGUGAAUAUUGCACGAUGCAGUUAGGAAAUCUCCCCGCAUUAUUUCAACAUAUUCGUGUUGCACAUGUCGACCGUUUGGCCAGUCCUAACUCGUAUUUCGAGCACUUCAAUCGUUUAGCUGCAUCAGGAACAUUUAGUCCUCGUUUAGUCGGCGAUAAAAUUAAUUUGCGAGAAGAUAAUGGCGUUAUCGAAAGUAACAUUAAGGUGGAACCAAUACUGCCGGGCUCGAGAAAUUCUAAUGAAGAUAAGCAAGAAGAAAAACCUACUGAUCUUAGUAAAAGCAACUGUCGCUCAAAAACUCCUCUUUCACCUUCUGAGGAACCUCAACAACCAGAUAUAUUCUUUUGCAAUCAAUGCAAUGCGGGACUGCCAGACUUUGAAAAGUUCCGUAACCAUUUGAAAAGUCAUAUAACUCAAGGUUUAAAUCUCAUGUGUCACCAUUGCGGUCUGGCAUUACAGGAACCAGCGGAGUACGAGCGCCAUGUCAACUCACAUUAUCUAAUCUCUAAUUCAGAAUAUAUUUGCGCAAGCAACAAGUGCAAAAAGUCGUACGCAAAACCUGAGGAGCUUCAAAACCAUAUGUUGGAGCAACACGCGAUUCCAAUGCUGAAGUGUGAUGUGUGCUUUGAAAUAUUCGAGUCAAAAAUAGCUAUACAAAUGCAUUUCGCUUGUACUCAUUCCGUUGAAACAAAGUUAUUUCGAUGCUCGAUGUGUUUGGAAGUAUUUCGAUCUGAGAGUGAGUUUAAUACACACCUCAAAACGAGUCAUCCUGGUCUCAAUGCUCCAGUAUCCAAUUCACUACAAUGCAUAUUUUGUAGAACUGUCUGCGCAAAUGAUUUAGAAAUGCAUUUUCAUCUGGCCGCUCAUGCUCGCCAAUUCCACUGCCCUUCGUGUCCCGAAACGUUCCAUGUGGAGUUCCUAUUGGAUAGGCACAUGCAACAUCAUCAUGCAGGCAAGAAUACGACGGCAUUUUCUCCAAAAGCUAACUCUGAAGAAAUUUCCACAUCACCUCAACUGCCAAACCUAUUGAAUCCCCUCUAUGUGAAUGCCUUACUUAACAAAACUCCUCAAAUGCCAAUUUCCUCUCAAAACAAUAACACGAGCAUUCUUGACUACAAUAUUGCAUUUACGGCCCAUCUGAAUAAAAAUCUUUUUCCAAGUUCCGCUACAACAGCUAACCCAUUAAUCGACGGAAAGUUCUAUAGAACAUUGCAGAUUGAUACAGGCGCCGUCAAACACCCCGGUUUGAUGUAUGGCCUCAGCCAGCGAUAUUUCGACACAAGUCGAAGUCUAAUAGAGAUGUAUACACAGCAGAGAUUAGACAAGCCAACAGCGGAAAUAAGUUAUUGCAACGGCCUAAAGUCACAACCCGUUCUCCGAUCUCAAGCAGAUUUACAUCAAAACCGUUCGCCAGCAGAACCGACAAUUGCAAAUUCUGUAAAUCCUUCUAUGGGCUAUAGCUGUGAUAUAUGCGAUAGAAAUGAUUUCCGAUCCGAAAGUGAAGUGAACUCACAUCGUAAAAUCGUCCAUAAUAUGAAAACUGGAGUAAGUUUGCGGUGCGCCUACUGCUCUGGUAACUUUAAGUCACGUAAUGAAUUAGAACAUCAUAUGAAGACUUGUCACAAUUCAACUGGAAAGCAUAAAUGUUUGAUUUGUGAUGAAAUUUUCCCUUCGCCUGCUAUAUUGGCGGAACACAAACUGCAACACUCAAAAGUUGGGCAGUCUGGUAAAUGCUCUCAUUGCGGCAAACUCUUGGACGGGGUUUCAGCUUUCAAAGAUCAUCUUAGUGAGCAUAACAACGAAAUUCAGCUUCCAAUGCAAUGCAUCUGCUGUCGGCAAUCACUCCACUCUGAUUUUGAGAUCAGUUUACACGCACAAUUUCACACCAAAUCAUCCAACAAUCCAGAAAGUACGUGUGCUCUUUGUUUAGAGGCAAUACCGAAACCAAUGAAUGGAGAAGCCAAAGUUUGUGAAAAGUGCUGCCGGAAGCACAAUCUAGGGUCCAAACUUAAAACUCAAAGUUUGCGAACCGAAAUUUCAGAACAUGGCUCAGAUUUUUGCCGAAGCACAUUGAAAAUUGAAGUUCGUUGCAAUAUUUGUAAACUGGUGUUGCCACACACUCAAAAGCUGCAAGAACAUCUAGUAGAGCACACUUUUGCCGGUUGUGAAGAGCGCGGUUUUAAUUGUUAUAUAUGCUCCGCUAUAUUUACAGCCCCAAGUGGCCUACUAUCCCAUAUGCAUGAACAUGGACUGCAGUUUCGCCCCUAUGACUGUAAUAAUUGCAGCGACAAGUUCUUUUUCCGCGCUGAACUGGAGCAUCACCUUUUGGCCCACGAGAUCCAAGACGUGGGGGAAUUGCGAAACAUGGACAUCAGUAAUGACAAAUUCUCUAUGGCAAGAGAGACUGAUAAGUCCGAGCUCUAUCUUACAAAGGUGAAAAAAGAAAUACUUGUGGCUGAUGAUAAGGUUACAACUGGUGAAGAGGAUGAAUACAUUGAAAUCGAAAAGAUAUCCGAUGUGAAUCAGACGCAGCCACCCUACGUCCCUUAUGAUAAAAAUAUGCCCUCCGGGGACGAAACACAACAAUGCAGAGAAGGAGAGCACGCCUAAACUAAA
Molecule: messenger RNA, 3950 nt
Organism: Rhagoletis zephyria (snowberry fruit fly)
Lineage: Eukaryota; Metazoa; Arthropoda; Insecta; Diptera; Tephritidae
Gene: L
Product: zinc finger protein Lobe
Biological process (GO): regulation of transcription by RNA polymerase II
Cellular component (GO): nucleus
Molecular function (GO): DNA-binding transcription activator activity, RNA polymerase II-specific; RNA polymerase II cis-regulatory region sequence-specific DNA binding
Source: RefSeq, a predicted model, not a curated record